Molecule: messenger RNA, 672 nt
Organism: Peronospora belbahrii
Lineage: Eukaryota; Oomycota; Peronosporomycetes; Peronosporales; Peronosporaceae
Source: the annotation of a GenBank genome assembly
AUGAAGCACCGAGUGUCGUCCACGUGUGAGAGUUUUUUAACAAACGAUGGAAGCGAUGAUCUGGUGGUGCGCUACAAAUGGAAUGGUGAGUCUAUUGGACUUGAGCUGAUGCGCUCAUCGCUGUCUACUGCUGAACAUGUUGUUCAUUGGGGCGUGGACCCACUUGGCGUUACGUUGGGCGUGGAGGACACGUCUCGACGUGUGAUUGUGACGCGCUCCAGUCGUGUGGAUGUUAAAGAGGGCGAUGUGCUGCUAAUGGCAGGUGGAAAUCCCAUUAUUGAACAGAAUUUUAGCCAACGCAUGGCAUUGCUUAAGCAGGAACACGAAUUAAGCGGAGUAGCGAUCCCAUUUGUGUUCGCACCCCCUCCAUCACCAGUGCUCGUUAAGAAGUGUGAGGGUGCACUGAGAGAGGCCGGCGUAGGCCCAAGCUUUGAGCUGAAGUACGUGGAUGGCCGUGUCGUGAGAUAUCUUGAAAUGAAAGAGCUGCAGGUUCUCAUUCGCAACUCGCACAAACCGUGCACGAUGGCAUUUGUGCAGAGCAAAGACAAGCAAUUCUAUGGAGUACUGCAACGACAGGAGCAGCAACGACGCAGACUACAGCAUGUUAGUCAAGCUGCAGCUGCAAGUGCGGGACUGGCUUUGGCUGCGGCUAUUGUUGUCAAUAUCACAUGA